AUGAAUUUAUUCCGAAGAGUAACUUACUUAGAAUUGAAAAAUUUAUCCUCUAUAAUUCGAACGCUAAGUACUAUACCAGAUGUAAGGAUUUAUGAAGUAGGACCUAGAGAUGGUUUACAAAAUGAAUCAAAAUUUGUCCCUACAGAUAUAAAAGUUGAGCUUAUACAUAAACUUGCUGCAGCUGGAAUCAAAAAUAUCGAAUCUGCAAGUUUUGUGAGUCCUAAAUGGGUGAAACAAAUGAGUGAUGGAGCUGAUGUUAUGAAAAAGCUUAAAAGAACUCCGGGUGUAAAUUAUCCGGUUCUAAUUCCCAAUUUAAAGGGUUAUGAAGCAGCUAUAAAGUGCAAUAUUGACGAGAUUGCAAUAUUUCCAGCUGGCUCAGAAGGGUUUUCAAGGAAAAAUUUAAACUGUUCUGUUCAAGAAGGAUUAGAGAGAUUUAAAGAAGUUGCCAUUCAAGCUGUUAAAGAUGGUUUAAGAGUGAGAGGAUAUAUAUCUUGUGUGGUAGGGUGUCCAUAUGACGGUCCUAUUCACCCUAAAGCUAUUGCAAAGAUAACCGAAGAGCUCUUUGCAAUGGGUUGUUAUGAAGUAUCUUUGGGGGAUACAAUAGGAGUCGGCACUGCAGGAUCAGUUCGGCGACUUCUCCAUGAAGUACUACGAGUAGCUAAACCAGAAAAUUUUGCUUUACAUUUUCAUGAUACUUAUGGUCAAGGUCUUUCCAACUUACUUGCCGGUCUAGAGUUUGGUAUCAAAACAGUAGAUUCAUCUAUAUCUGGUCUCGGUGGGUGUCCCUAUGCCCGUGGAGCUUCUGGAAACCUUGCCACGGAAGAUUUGCUCUAUUUUCUAUAUGGUCUGGGCGUUAAUACUGACAUAAAUCUAGUGAAAUUAAUUGAAGCUGGCCGCUAUAUAUCUAAUUUUCUCGGAAAAAUGCCCGAGUCAAGAGUGAAUCGUGCUAUAAGCGAUAGAUUUAAGGAGAACUCCGAUAUUGCAAAGAUAGCUUCUUGCACAAUCACUCAC
Messenger RNA from Iphiclides podalirius (scarce swallowtail), 1011 nucleotides. Lineage: Eukaryota; Metazoa; Arthropoda; Insecta; Lepidoptera; Papilionidae. The record is from the annotation of a GenBank genome assembly.